AUGGACUCUGAACGACAGUCGCUUCUUGAGCAGAAACGACAGCGGCUCCAAGAGCUUAAACGGAGACGCCAGCUUGGAAGUCCAAGUAAAGAGAUCAAUCUGCUUGAUGUGGAUAACAUUUUGGAGACCACUCCAGGUAAAGUAGACAUUGCUAUUCAGACUGACACAAUUAUUGAAGAUAAGGACACUGUGGCCAACUCUGACACGGUGGUUAAUGUCCGAUUCAAGAAGCAUUUGGAAGACAUUCAGUGUAAUCAGGGUAUUCAAACAGUAGAGUCAUUCUUUGAGUCAAUAGAAGAAAUUGAACAUGAUGAUGGUGACGAUGAUGGUGGUGAUGAUGGCGAUGAUGGUGAUGAUGAUAAAGCAACGGUUUUGGAUACGCAGAUUGAGGAUUCCAAUGCAGCACUCAAGUCGUUGUAUCAAGAGGAAAUACAAGAGCCUACUGUUUUCGAUGAGUAUGAUGUAAGCUUUACUGCUAAUGGGACCAAUACAGAUGUGGAAGACUUUAAUCCCUUCAAACUAUUGGCUCGAAUAGAAGCCAAUUCAAAUGUGCGUGCUAUAGCGGGAAUUGAUGUGUCAGCUCGAUUCCCAGGUUUGGUGGUUGUGUCGUACGCAAGAUGUGAUUCACCUCAUCAACUGAAUGGACUUGCCAAAGUAUACAACUUUGAUAAAAACCCUCCAACAACAGAGUUUGUGUUGGAAUGUGACACGUCUAUCUGUCAAAUCCAAUUUGAUCACUGCAAUAAUAAGAGAGUCAUUGCUGGGUUGGCAGAUGGAAGAAUAGUGAUUUGGGAUUUGAAUGAUCCAACAAAUAGACAAUCCACAUCCACAGAAACCGAAUACAUUGUUUUACCUUCGAUCUCCAGCCCACACCCCAAUGCUACUGAUUGUAAUAACAAUUCAGCUCAUAACUCAGGUAUAUCAUCACUCACUCAGUUAUCUAUUGAGAAUAACGACUCAAUCGUCAUUACUACUUAUUCCGGAAUGGUCUCCCUAUGGUCUACAAGUAUACUUGCAUCUCCCAAAUGUUCUUCUAUUAAUAUUGUUAAAACUUCAACCAAAGAUGAUACAGGCAAUGUGAGCACUGAAAAUAUAGGGAUUGAGGGGGUGGUUGCCUUAAGAGGUGAUCUUGCUCUUCAAGAAGCUUCCUUUGCUAUCGACCAACACAAGUUUCUAAGUAAUUUAGUGGUUCUUAGUUCUAAGGGUAACUUGUACCGUCUUGGAAACGAUAUGGAGCUUAUAAAAUCAGUAUAUCAAAGUGAAACCAAGACGAGUACAGGACCCGGUGAGUCGCUACUUCCAACAUCGUUAUCAUCAUUUCUAGAGGGGAAAUACUUCAUCACAACUCAUCUUGAUAGUUCUUUGAAAUUAUGGAUGCUUACAAACCCUCAACCAUUAUUGGAAAUACCCACUAAAGACCUAAUAAUAGGUUUGGCUGUACGACCCCAUUAUGAUUUCCAGUUUGUGACUUUAGCAUUGUCAUUAACACCAAUAGUUCAAUUUUGGGAUUUGAAGGUUCGUAUGAGAUCUCCUAUAGUUGAUAUUGUUAUAACCGAAGCAACCUCUCCCACCAAAAUUGCAUUUGAUAGUGACGGAAAACAACUUGUGGUAGGGUUUCUUGAUGGGUCUGUCUCCUUGUAUGAAAUUGAUGAAACCAUAUUAAAGGAUACUUCAAGAUUAAGGCGUAAUCUUGACAUAGAUUCUGGCUUACAAGACAUGUAUUAG
This is a messenger RNA of Lizanozyma spartinae, 1725 nucleotides long. RefSeq lists its product as uncharacterized. Gene Ontology annotation, cellular component: cytoplasmic dynein complex. The record is from RefSeq and is a predicted model, not a curated record. Bases 1 to 1725 code for a protein of 574 amino acids. The transcript has a single exon. Gene Ontology annotation, biological process: transport along microtubule. NCBI's taxonomy places the organism in Eukaryota, Fungi, Ascomycota, Pichiomycetes, Serinales, Debaryomycetaceae. Gene Ontology annotation, molecular function: dynein light chain binding; dynein heavy chain binding.